GACGUGCCCAGUGUGAAUAUGUUGUCCAUGGCCUUUGUAGCCAUCGGUGCUGUCGGAGUGCUGCUGUUGCUUAUCCUAGUGGUCUCCAUUAUCGCUGUAAACCGUUACCACAAGAACAAGACAGAGCAGAUGGUGUUCAAGUUGGAAGAGAUCUCGACAAUGUCUCGCCAGCCCUCCAUCCGCCGGUGUAACUCCAUGUCAGCCUCAGUCGAUGCCAGGCUUCAAGAUGGAGGGGGCAGCCGGGAGAACGUAGUGAGUUGAUAAGUCGCUAGAGGGCGAC
Molecule: messenger RNA, 280 nt
Organism: Chiloscyllium plagiosum (whitespotted bambooshark)
Lineage: Eukaryota; Metazoa; Chordata; Chondrichthyes; Orectolobiformes; Hemiscylliidae
Source: RefSeq, a predicted model, not a curated record